AAAUAAACGACAUAUUAAGUACCUUUGCGCAUGCUCCAACAUUUACACGCUUUUCAACGUUCUACCGGCUACAUCUUUUCCUUGAAAUUAGAAAAUAUAACAGAUAAUCAUGGCUACCCUGCCUAUGAACCCAAAGCCAUUUUUGAAUGGUCUGACUGGAAAACCUAUCAUGGUAAAAUUGAAGUGGGGUAUGGAGUAUAAGGGUUAUUUAGUAUCUGUAGAUGGUUAUAUGAAUUUACAGUUGGCAAAUACUGAAGAAUAUAUUGAUGGUAUGUUAGCUGGAAACCUGGGAGAAAUUCUUAUCAGAUGUAACAAUGUCUUAUAUAUAAGAGGUGUGGAAGAAGAGGAUGAAGAAGGAGAAUUUAAAGACUGAUCAAUCAUUUAUCAUCUUUAUCAUUCAUUGAAUAUAUCAUUAUCAUUGCGCAUUAUCCAUGUAUAUCUUCAGAGGUCUAGAACAGUCAGUUAACUUUAGUGGGGGGUCUCUUGUGACUUGAGCAAUCAUAGUAUCUGAUUGUUAAAAUCAUUUAUCAAUUAAUCUCGGCCUAACUGUAGGAAAUACUGUCAUAUUGAAACUUCCCAUCACAAUCAUAUUAUGGUAUUGUUGGAUACAUCAUUUUGUUUAACUUGUAUGUGGAAGAUUAAAACAUGUCCUUAAAAGUGUAUUUUGUUUCAAAAGGGCAUUUUCAGGGCCAUCACAAUAGCAUAUACAUAUUCCCACAUGUACACACUGACACUUGUGGCUCACCCAGCUAAGUACUUUGGAUUUGAAUAUUUUAUGUGAUAGGCAAAUUAGCUCAUGCAAUGUCAACUGUUCC
Messenger RNA from Lottia gigantea (owl limpet), 815 nucleotides. RefSeq lists its product as hypothetical. Gene Ontology annotation, molecular function: RNA binding. The coding region runs from base 110 to 373 and encodes 87 amino acids. Gene Ontology annotation, cellular component: U1 snRNP; catalytic step 2 spliceosome. Gene Ontology annotation, biological process: mRNA splicing, via spliceosome; spliceosomal snRNP assembly. Lineage: Eukaryota; Metazoa; Mollusca; Gastropoda; Lottiidae. The transcript is spliced from 5 exons. The record is from RefSeq and is a predicted model, not a curated record.